AUGUCACUGACGAAUAAUCUCCAAGAUAGCGUGCUCGAUCUGCAGAACACUUUACACGAUGUUCUCACUCAUCCCAGGCUGAUGACCCAUGUCACGAAGACUCAUCAGGCGAAUGUACAUUCUAUCUAUGAGACUGCCGAAUCAUCAAGCCGCAGGAAGAGGCGGAAACUUACGGUUUCCGAGCCUAGCAUUGAGCAUGCAGAUGUUACAGCUCUGGCGCUCAGCAUGGACAGCAUCAGACUCAAGAGUUGGCCCUUAACGCUACAUUCUGCAUCGUUUAUACGACCCCCAAAACAUUCCGAUCGGAAUACCUUGAUCCAUGCGAAGGAGUUCAGCAUGGCUAACGGCAUGCAGGAAAGCCGCGAGGCUCUGAUCUUCAUCACGAUUUACAAUAAACUCUCAUGGGGCCAUCGCCAGCUGUUUCGCUCGUCACAGCACGUUUUACUGUCUUCACAGACGCUUAGCGAUCUUAUAGCAGUAAUUCCGUGCCCUUCCACCGAGAUCCCGAAGGAGAUCGCGGACGAAUCCAUCGAGGACCCCGAGUAUGGAGUAAAUAUUUCUGCUUGCAGCUCGGACUGCGUGGUUUGCAUUGAUGGGCUGUUGUAUGGAGGUAUCAAAGAUGUUCAAGAUUAUUCUGAGGGAAUACUCAAGUUGUGUACGAUGCAGAACGAUGGAGAUGACCACCAGCAACUGAAACGUGGUACGUCUAUACACGAGACGACCUUUGCAUCCCUAUCAGUCCACUUGCACAAACCAUAUUGGUUUCUUCACGCAGGCAACUGCGAACAUUACUUUGUGGUUGAUCAGAUUCGAUCCUCCAAGGACGCGAUAUCCAUUAACGACUCAGCUGACACCCCCGCUCCUCGAUCUUUGUCGUGCAUGUUCCAAGGUUCCCGCGGUGUAUGCGAUCCACGGGGAUAUCAGAUUGGGGGAAAGCCCCUUCGUAAUCUGUGCCCCUUGUUGGAGAUGGAUGGGUAUGCCAACUGA
This is a messenger RNA of Fibroporia radiculosa, 987 nucleotides long. RefSeq lists its product as uncharacterized. The record is from RefSeq and is a predicted model, not a curated record. Bases 1 to 987 code for a protein of 328 amino acids. The transcript is spliced from 5 exons. Gene Ontology annotation, biological process: snRNA transcription by RNA polymerase II; snRNA transcription by RNA polymerase III. Gene Ontology annotation, cellular component: snRNA-activating protein complex. Gene Ontology annotation, molecular function: RNA polymerase III type 3 promoter sequence-specific DNA binding; bent DNA binding; core promoter sequence-specific DNA binding. NCBI's taxonomy places the organism in Eukaryota, Fungi, Basidiomycota, Agaricomycetes, Polyporales, Fibroporiaceae.